This is a messenger RNA of Haemonchus placei, 447 nucleotides long. The record is from the annotation of a GenBank genome assembly. NCBI's taxonomy places the organism in Eukaryota, Metazoa, Nematoda, Chromadorea, Rhabditida, Trichostrongylidae.
AUGCUAGGAGACACCGUCGCCGAUGCCCUUGAACAACUCACCGCCGAACAGAUUGAGCAGUUCCGCAAAUACUUCAAUAUGUUCGAUAAAGAAAACAAAGGAUACAUCAGAGCCACUCAGGUCGGACAAAUUCUGCGAACAAUGGGACAAGCUUUCGAAGAACGUGAUCUGAAGCAGCUCAUCAAGGAAUUCGAUACUGAUGGUAGGAUAAUUUGGCUAACUCAAAUGAUGGCCGUAGGUUUCCAGAACCUCUCCGAACUUCUCGGAAAUCUGGUAUUGGAACGAUCUCUGACCAUUACAGGCUCGGGUGAAAUCGAAUUCGAAGAAUUCGCCGCUAUGGUUGCCAAUUUCGUUGUGAACAGUGAAGAUAACGAGGGAUUGGAAGAAGAACUUCGUGAAGCUUUCCGACUCUACGACAAACAGGUCCGUGUACCAACGAAUCUCUAA